This is a messenger RNA of Geodia barretti, 4026 nucleotides long. The record is from the annotation of a GenBank genome assembly. NCBI's taxonomy places the organism in Eukaryota, Metazoa, Porifera, Demospongiae, Tetractinellida, Geodiidae.
UAGACCCGGAGUGGCUGCGCUGAACGGACGGCUCUUUGCCGUGGGUGGCUACAGCGGGAGGGAGCAUCUCAGCUCGGUCGAGUGCUACAGCCCCAACUCUGACACCUGGAGAAUGUUGGAGAGUAUGAGCGUCCCGAGAAACAGCCCCACCGCGGCUGCUCACGACGGCUGUCUCUACGUGGCAGGAGGACACAGCGGGAAGACGUUGCUACAGAGCGUUGAGAGAUACGACCCGCAGACCAACAAGUGGUCGACUGUGGCACCCAUGAGCACAGCUCGCUGCGAUUUCGGGAUGGCGGUCUCGGACAGAGGCAGUGGUGGCGGUGCACAUGAUAGAAGGACUGAACCACAGCCAGUAGGGACAUGGAUCUGAGCACAGUUGCACACUCUAGAAGACAGACUUUUUACUCACACUCACACAUCUUGUUUCAGUGAACAUGGUUCUGUAUUUUCACCAACAUUUUCCAUGUGCUUUGUUUGUCAACUUGUUUGACCAAACCAAUCUCUAAUGAGCACAAUGUUGUACCUUUUUGAUGCCAAAGUGAACCUUACCCUAAUACACACGUGACACAUGUUUUAAAGAAUUGUCUAGAUUUACAUGAUGUGGGGACACAAUUGGACAGGUAUUAGUCUCACUGUGAACUAGGCAGGAUUUGGCAUGACACGCACCAUACAGGACACACAUUAUUUAACCCUAAAAAUCAGAAACUCUCCCCUUUCUCUCCCAGUCUCCAUAACGAGUUGGUUCAGGCCCCCUAGGUCCAUCCCUCUCCCCAGUUUCAUGAUUAACCCCGUCUGGCCACUCGGGCAGAGGCUCCUUCUCUGCAUCUGGAUGUUUCUCUUCUUUGGCUGGACCGUCUUCCCUCCCUCCUCCCUGGCUUGUUGGAGGCUUUUCUCCCGAGUUCAGUCCUCGAUAUGUAGUGACACUAGCAGUUCUUAUCGACCACACAUCCACUGAUCUAUUUCCUAUUCUUCCUCUUGCUGCAUGCCUAAGGAAUGAGCAAGCCCUGAUCAUUGAAGACAUUCUGUGUUUGCAGCAGAGAGGUCAAAGGAUAAUUUUAACCCUUUCUGCACUGCUGAAAAGCGCGCGGUCUGGUCGUCUGCGCUGCAUGCACAGAGGAAGUUUUUGGGGACAGUUGUAGCUUUCCAGGGGUGUUUCUGUGAAUAAUGGCAAACCUGAGCGUCUCUACGGAAAUGCCGCAGUCUCUAGACCAGCGGAAAAUCUGGUUCACCAACCUCCUUAUGCUGGGAUUCGACCACAUUGCUCAGGAAGACAAGACCAAAGUCCACUUCUGCAAGGAGAUGUUUGGCCACAUCAACAAGAAAGGGACGGAGGUUAUUCUGCACUAUCUGUUCAACAGGCUUGACUCUCAUAUCGCCUAUGAAGAGUUCAGAGAUUGCUGGCCUGUCUAUGACAAGAAACAGGAGGCCCAGUUUCGUAAAGUCUGCUCCAACUGGAUGACCAGGAUCUCCAAGGAAGAUCCAGAGUCCAAGAUUCCCAGGUUGUCUGCCUCACUGCUGAUGUCCCCUGGAGGUGAACGGUUUGAGCAGCUGAUGCUGCGGUUCACUGCCCACGUCCUCAGAGUCGUGUGUAUGAGAGAGGCCAAGGGAGAAGAAAAGCAGGUGUACCUCUCAUCGUUUGUCACCUCCCCGGCCUCCCUCCACCCCUCCUCCCCCUCCUCCUCCGGCCCUCACCUCCUGAGACGAGCUCUCCAGUGCCACAUCAUCAGGCACAGUCAGAAGGUGGCCCAGAGACUCCGGCUGACCUCUGACCUACACGACCACUGGAGACAGUUUGUGGCUGAUCAGGUGAAGGAGUACAGAUCUCUGGGAAGACAGAAACGGGAGUUGGAGGCUCAGCUAAAAGAUGCUUCUACUGUUCUAUCCAGCAGUCAACACGAGAGCUGCAGUGGAGGGUCUACUCCAGCAGGGGACAGAGCCAGGAAAAGCAAGAUGAAGAUGGUGAGGGGUUACUGGAAAUCUCUGGAUGAAUUUCUGUCAAAAUCUUCUCAUGAGAGAGAGGUGGUGGGUACAGUGGCCAGAGGCAAUGCCAAUAAGUACACCAUUGAUGCCAAAGACCUCCAUUUUCAGAUACCAGAGGCUGUUCAACACCUGUAUGAAGCUAAACUGAGAGAGGGAACAGUUGGAAACACGUACGAAGGUGGGAAGCUGAAUUUAGUGAGUCUUCUACAGCUGUGGAACUGUGCCCUGGAAGUGAUGAGGGACACGUUUAGAGAAUGUGAGGUGCCAUCGUUUCAGGAGGAGAGUGAGGAGAUGAAGGAGCUACUGCAGGCGCACAGAGUCAACCUGGCAACCUCUCACAACCUCAGGGCAUCUCUUAUGGAAUAUCAACAGUCACUGCAGGAGAGUAUGGAGAGAUUGGAGGAGGAGCUGAGGACACUGAGGUCUCAGUGUGGACAGGGGGGAGAGGAGGGAGAGGGGGGAGAGGAGGGGGAGGGGGAGGGAGAAGAGAGAGGAGACAGGGACAGAGACAGUGGUCUACAAACUCCGCAGCAGUUUCAUAUACCCCCAAUCACACUCCCUAGUCUGGAAAUGGAUCUGCUGCCACCGUCUCCUCGCAAGGCACAGUCUCUGUCUUCUCCUGACGUGAGACAUCUUCAGAACCACCUCUCCCAUCUCUCCCUCCCCUGUGACUCCUCGUCCACACCUGAAGCAGUGCACAACAUCUCCAUGAGUGUCCAGAGACGCUCUCGCUCCCGGCAACUGGCACAGUCACACUCCCAUCCCUCCUCCUCACCAAACUCCACCCUCCACCCUCACCAUCAUCACCAGAAGCACCACGAGCGACCUAGUGCUACUGCUGAUACUGACAGCAGAAGGGAGACGUCAAGAGGUGACCCGUCCUCCAGGAAAAGGUCGUCGAUUCCCGUCAAAAAGAAACAAGAGAGGCCUUCUAAAACCAGGCCACACCCACCAAUUACAUCGUCUGCUCGUGCUAGUGAGGGAAGAGUGGCGAUGGAAACCACACCCAUUACGUCUCAGGCAAAAGGCCCAGGAUCUCCCCCCACCAACCUUCGACUCAUGGACGCCAUGCCUGCUGCACACGACAUUCUGGCUACACAGAUAGCUGCAGCCAUGGCUGAUGAUUCCCCAACAUCUCCCCAUGCACCAGAGCCAGAGAUUCAUUCCCUGGCUGAUCCCAUGUCAGCACUUGGUGAGCACUAUAUAGCAGCUAUAUGUAAAGAAGCCUUUGUUUCACAUGACAAGAUCCCAAGGACUCCAGUAAAGGACACAACCACGGUCUCAGAGUCCAGCCCUUGUCUGCCAGAAUUUACUCCGUCCCACAGUCUUCUGCCGGUCCUCCUGUUUCUACUGACUCACCUCUCACACCAGUCCCCAAUAUCACCACUUCUACCAUUGCCCACACCCUCGCUAGCACCACUGGCACCACUUCCCUACUCACACCUGUCACAAUCACACAGGCAUCAUUUCUAUCUUCACCUCAACCAUCUCCUCACGCCUCUCUCGUAUCACUCCAGCAACCUUCACCAAAGUCACCUUUACACACACUCACCAAGGUCACCUUCACACACAAUACCCAAGUCACCUUCACACACACUUCACCAAAGUCACAUUCGCACAGUUUCACAUCACCGUGGCUGUCAAAAUCUUCUCCAAAAUCUUUAUGUCAUCAAACUCACCUCUCCACACUCCCAUCCAGUCACGUUACUCCACAUCACAAUGUGACCCAAUCUGCUACACAUCACAAUACCUUACUCACUCAACCAUCCAGCAAUGUGACCCGUACACCACAUCAACCGACCAAAAGAUAUGUCGCUUUGAUCAACGAUCACCGUCAGUCCUUCCCUUGCUAUUCAUCCUCGACCACAUUUCUCGUCUCUCCUUCUACUUCUCUCUGGCUGGACCCUCUUCUGAUUGAUGACUUCAGUUCCUGUGACAGGUCAGGUUCAAUGGCCAAUAUCUCGUGGAAAGAGCCCAGGUCAAGGUUAACUGGCCCAGCUCACAUUGUGAUUGGCCCAGAUCAAGGUUCAACUGGCCCAGCUC